Messenger RNA from Aureobasidium musti, 2115 nucleotides. Lineage: Eukaryota; Fungi; Ascomycota; Dothideomycetes; Dothideales; Saccotheciaceae. The record is from the annotation of a GenBank genome assembly.
AUGGCACCUAGUCGUCGUAUGCAGAAACAGGGUGUUCCCGAACCCCUGAACGAAUCACUGGUCUCGAGAAAGAGAAAGGACGCCCCUCCGCCGCCCGAGGCAACACACAAGAAACGCAGAACCGACAAGACCAAGAAUUCAGCAGGAAAGAAGUCGACCAAGGGCCAAUUUGCAACAAACGGAAAGACACCAAAGACAGCCGGGAAGAAGGUUCAACAGUUGGUUGAGUCCGACGAUGAAGACAUCGAAGACGAUUCGGAUGCCGUUGACGAUUUGGGUGUCCUCGAGUCGGACGAUGAACCUGCUGAGGACGACGAUUUCAUGGACUCAGAUGAUCCGGAUGUGCAGCGCGCCAUGUGGUCAGAGGACGAAGAUGCUUCGGACGCUGAAGAGAUUUUGAAUGCUGCCAACAUUGCUGGUCUUUCAGGUCGCCUCGACGAAGAAGCCGCCCAGGAAGCCGCUGAUGCACAAGCCGAACUCGAGGACGAUGCCAUGCAGACCAACAUUGCUGCCGCCGAUAUUCCCGAAGACGAAGACGACGACGAGGCCGCCCAACGAAAAGCCACUCUUGCUCCCGAUCUCCAGCUGCUCCGUACCCGUAUCACUGAGACCACUCGUGUCCUGACCAGUUUCAAGGAGCUCUCCGACCCUUCGCGCUCGCGUGCCGACUACAUCAACUCGCUCAUGAACGACAUUUGCGCUUACUACGGAUACUCGCGCUUCUUGGCCGAGAAGCUGUGGAGACUUUUCACUCCUCAGGAGGCUCUCGCCUUCUUCGACGCCAACGAGACCCCUCGUCCUCUGGUUAUUAGAACAAACACUCUCCGCACUCACCGUCGUGACCUCGCUCACUCUUUGAUCAACCGUGGUGUUACUCUCGAGCCUGUUGGAAAGUGGAGCAAGGUUGGUCUGCAGGUUUUCGAAUCUCAGGUCCCCUUGGGUGCCACUCCUGAAUAUCUUGCUGGACACUACAUUCUCCAAGCCGCCAGUUCCUUCUUGCCUGUCAUGGCUUUGGCACCCCAAGAGAACGAGCGUGUUUUGGAUAUGGCUGCCGCUCCCGGUGGUAAAACAACAUACGCUGCUGCUUUGAUGCGCAACACUGGUGUCAUCUUCGCAAACGAUGCCAGUAAGGUCCGUGCCAAGGGUCUGAUCGGUAACAUCCACCGUCUCGGUGUCAAGAACACCAUUAUAUGCCACUACUCUGCUCUUGAGUUUCCCAAGGUCAUGGGUGGCUUUGACAGAGUCCUUCUUGAUGCCCCUUGCUCUGGUACCGGUGUUAUUGCUAAGGAUCAAAGUGUCAAGACCAACAAGACCGAAGCCGACUUCCUGCGCCUGCCCCAUCUUCAGAAGCAGCUUUUGCUCGCCGCUAUCGACUCAGUAGACCACGCUUCAAAGACUGGAGGUUACAUUGUGUACUCGACAUGUAGUGUUACAGUCGAGGAGAACGAGCAAGUUGUUCAGUAUGCCCUGAACAGACGUCCCAACGUCAAACUUGUCAGCACCGGCCUUGUGUUCGGUAAGGAGGGCUUCACCAGCUUCAUGGGCAAGAAGUUCCACCCCAGCUUGAAGGAGACCAGAAGAUACUACCCCCACGCCUACAACGUCGACGGUUUCUACGUCGCCAAAUUCAAGAAGGUUGGCCCCACACCUGCAAACGCUAUCAAGGCACAAGGCCAGGAAGACAACAAGCAAAACAUCAAGAAGGACGAAGACGAAGAGAUUAUCGACAGAACGCCCAUCAGCGAGGAAGCUGAGAACGAUGUAUUUGGUGGCUUCUCAGACUCUGAGGAUGAGGCUAUCAUCCAACGUGCCCGCGCCAAGCAGCUCAAGAAGAAGGGUAUUGACCCCAAAGCUACAAAGGCGACCAAGAAGCCCAAGGAGAAGNNGGAAGUCACAUCUGAGGAACCAAACGCCGAGGACCAAAUAGAAGAGAAGGCCGUGAAGUCACCGUCGGGCACAAAGAGCCCCAAGGUAGCCGAGAAGCCAGUCAAGAACGGUGUCAGUGAGGUUGGUGGACAUGCUGUGGGAACUUCAACGGAGGUUCAAAGCAAGAAAGAAAGGAGGAGUCUGAACAAGGCAGGCAAGAAGGCUAAGGCCAGCCCCAAAGCCAAAUAA